AUGGGUGCUAAAUCAAUUGAGGAAGUUUUUGAGAAAUUUUGUGAAGGGGUAAGCUUGUAUGGUCCGUUUUGGGAUCACAUGUUAGGUUAUUGGCAUGAAAGCUUAAAGAAUCCUGACAAGAUUUAUUUUUUGACAUAUGAGAAGAUGAAAGAGCAACCGGAUCUUCAUUUGAGGAGACUAGUUGAUUUUUUGGGGUGCCCAUUUUCACCAAAAGAAGAGGAAGAAAAUAUGGUUAGGGCUUUUUUGGAAAUGUGUAGCUUUGAUAUUUUAAGUAAUCUAACGGUGAACAUGGAAGGGACGACUACAUCUGGCAUAAAUUACAAUGCAUUUUUUCGAAAUGGUAAAGUUGGUGACUGGAAAAACUAUCUGACCAUAGAAAUGGUAAAGCGCCUUGACAAAAUUUGUGAAGAAAAGUUAGAAGGUUCGGGUUUAAAGUUGUAG
This is a messenger RNA of Helianthus annuus (common sunflower), 441 nucleotides long. Its product is annotated as cytosolic sulfotransferase 1. The transcript has a single exon. Gene Ontology annotation, molecular function: sulfotransferase activity. NCBI's taxonomy places the organism in Eukaryota, Viridiplantae, Streptophyta, Magnoliopsida, Asterales, Asteraceae. Gene Ontology annotation, cellular component: cytoplasm. The record is from RefSeq and is a predicted model, not a curated record. The coding region runs from base 1 to 441 and encodes 146 amino acids. Gene Ontology annotation, biological process: sulfation.